AUGACCUCGGACGGAGAAGAGACCAUGUCCAACCCCCCCGUUGCCGCCGCCGAUGAGGUCGAGGUUUCCGCUGAUGCCGGCGCUGGCGGCCAGAUGUCCGUCCUCGAUGCUCUGAAGGGUGUCCUCCGCAUUGCUCUGAUCCACGACGGUCUUGCCCGUGGUCUCCGCGAGGCCGCCAAGGCCCUCGACCGCCGCCAGGCCCACAUGUGUGUUCUCAACGAGGGCUGCGAGGAGGAGGCCUACAAGAAGCUCGUCAUUGCUCUGUGCUCCGAGCACAAGAUCCCCCUCAUCAAGGUCCCCGAUGGAAAGAUGCUCGGCGAGUGGGUCGGUCUCUGCCAGCUUGACCGUGAGGGUAACGCCCGCAAGGUUGUCAACUGCUCUUGCGUUGUCGUCAAGGACUGGGGUGAGGAGUCCCAGGAGCGCUCCGUCCUCCUCAACUACUUCCAGACUGAGCAGUAA
This is a messenger RNA of Aspergillus udagawae, 459 nucleotides long. Its product is annotated as 40S ribosomal protein eS12. Bases 1 to 459 code for a protein of 152 amino acids. Gene Ontology annotation, molecular function: structural constituent of ribosome. The transcript is spliced from 3 exons. Gene Ontology annotation, biological process: translation. The record is from RefSeq and is a predicted model, not a curated record. Gene Ontology annotation, cellular component: cytosolic small ribosomal subunit; ribosome. NCBI's taxonomy places the organism in Eukaryota, Fungi, Ascomycota, Eurotiomycetes, Eurotiales, Aspergillaceae.